Helicoverpa armigera (cotton bollworm) is the source of this 3845-nucleotide messenger RNA. RefSeq names its product sodium-coupled monocarboxylate transporter 1. Gene Ontology annotation, biological process: transmembrane transport; sodium ion transport. Lineage: Eukaryota; Metazoa; Arthropoda; Insecta; Lepidoptera; Noctuidae. The record is from RefSeq and is a predicted model, not a curated record. Gene Ontology annotation, cellular component: membrane. Bases 152 to 2119 code for a protein of 655 amino acids. The transcript is spliced from 10 exons. Gene Ontology annotation, molecular function: symporter activity.
GCUAAUUCCGACAACAGUGUUCUUGCGUCCGCGAUCCGCAUCAAACGCAUUCGCGCGUGUGCCGUCGCGACGAACGCACGCGUUGCAUUAUAGUGACUCGAAGUGGCUGUAAGCCAAAAAUAGUGUAUUUUCGGAUCUUGUAAAAUUAACAAUGAAUUCCGGGUGGCUAGCGUGGGAAUGCAUAGUGUUCGGCAUAUUCGUAUGCGCGUCCUCAUGCGCUCCCCUCUGGCGGCGAAGGAAAGACGCGAACGCAGCCGGGGGCAGCGCUAAGCAAGCGUAUAUCUUCGCUGGAGGCGGCGUAUCUACCCUGGCUAUGAUAUUGUCCGUAGCUAGGGGUACUUUGGGAGUCAGAUCUUUUCUAGGUUUCCCAUCAGAGCUGGUCUACUACGGGUCUGCGAUGUGGGAGACGCUGUACGGCAUUAUAAUCGCCUUCCCUCUAGUCUGCUGGAUCUUCGUGCCUGUGUACUACAGGCUUCAUACUAACUCCGUGUAUGAGUAUUUGCAGAUGCGCUUCGGAUCCAGAUGGGUGCGUCGUAUGGCUGCAGCGACCUUCCUUCUCCGUCAAGUCCUGAACUUAUCAGUGACUGUUUAUACGCCAACUGUGGCCCUUCAUGCUGUACUGGCAUUACCCCAUUGGGCAUCAGCUGCAGCGUUAACUAUAGUAGGGAUCGUGUUCAAUCUGCUUGGAGGAUUGGCUGCGGCAAUCAGGGCUGAUGUGAUUCAAACUCUAACUAUGAUAAUAGUGAGCGGAGCCUUCAUAAUACAGGCUACUAUCACGGCGGGUGGACCACAUAAGGUUGUCAACGACAAUAUUGAAGGAGGAAGGAUGAAAUUCUUUCAAUUCACCGGAGACCCAACAGUUCGCGUCGACACCCUCUCUGCAAUAAUUGGGCAGCUCUUCAUGUCUCUCUCCAUCUACGGCUGUCAACAGACCUUUGUCCAACGAUACUGUUCCAUGUCCAGUGAGGCUCGAGUCAGAAGGACUCUCCUCUCCAACGUACCCGCCGUAGCUGUUCUCUUCAGCUUAUCUUGGGUCGUCGGCAUGACGUUAUAUGCCAUGUAUCAGUACUGCGAUCCUUUGGCCUCUCAUCGGAUCGCUGCUCCCGAUGAAGUUUUGCCAUUUUAUGUACAAGAUCAGUUCAGUUUCUUGCCUGGGAUGCUAGGACUGUUUUUGGGAAGUCUCUUUAAUGGUGCUUUGAGUUUCCUGGUUUCUAAUGUGAACUCUCUAUCGACGGUGACUUGGGAAGACUUCGUCUCCUUCGCCCCAGCCUUCAAGGGCAUCAGUGAUAAGCAACAGCUGACUGUCAUCAAGAUUAUUGGUGUUAUUUAUGCAAUCAUCAUAAUGUGCCUAUCACUCUGCGUGGGGAUUGUAGGGGGCGUUGUCGAAGGGUCCUUACUAGUAACCUCAGCAACAUCAGGAGCUUUACUAGGAGUCUUCAUAUUAGCAGCUCUCUGUCCUCUAGCCAAUGGGAAGGGGGCGUUAUGGGGCAUGAUCGCAUCUCAUGUGGUGACCACAUGGAUGGCGGCUGGGAGGCUGUUGUAUGUGAAUAAAGGAGUUGCUAUGCUGCCUAUGUCUACUGAGCAAUGUCCAAACGGAACACUAUCAACGUUCAAGCACCCACCGCUACCAGUAGAAGUGAACCAAACAUUGACCCACCUUGCGCCACUGCUGCAAACCCUUAACUUCACUAAUCCUACACCUACGGAGUCUCCUGUAAUGUUCGAACUUCAUAGAUUCUACUCCAUAUCUUAUAUGUGGUAUGCCGUCAUCGGGACCAUCAUUUGCGUAACCCUCGGCAACAUUAUAGGCAUCAUCACAGGCAGUAAGAGUGAUGCCUUCGAUGAACGAUUACUACAUCCCCUAGUUGUCAAAAUCGCCAAAAAACUACCAGGACCGAAAAGAUUUUACAGUACAGAGAAACCUCAGGUUACAGAAGAAAAAGAAGCUGAGAAUGAAAAAGAAUCUUCUGAGAAGACAGAAGAAACAGUUACGGAUACAACGCCUAAUGAGACUUUAGAACCGAAGCAAGCAGUGUUUUGUACGACUGGUAGUCGACUGUUUGACGUGUAUGACGUAAGAAGGUCGCCGACACCAUCGCUUGUGAGAACUCGGUUGUGAUCUUAGUUAAGUUUAAACGUAGUUUUAAUUAAAACCGAUAAGGAGGACUAUAUAGUUUUAAGUGCACAAGAGUGCCAUUUUAGUGUAACCUUUGAUUAUGCUGCAAUUUUAUGAAGCAGUCAAUUGUUAUAAGAAUGCCUGAUUAUGACUAUGUAUGAGAUAUAUGUAGAUGAUUUUUAUAUGGUUGAAGAUCGUACUUGUAUUGUUGAAAUUGACCCAUAAAGUGCGUGCAAUAAAAAUACAAAUGUGAAAAUGCGAUGCGGAUCAAACUAAACAAAAAUUUAAAUUAGAUCAAAUAUAUGAAAAAAAAGCAAAAUUUCUUAAUGACAUUGAGAAAACCAGACGAUACAUUUGUUAUCAGUCACAAAAUAUCUUCAAUUAUUUUGAUCUACGAUUGGCAGAUUUGAAAGGAAAAAAAUAUUAAUAUUGAACGGGAAUACAGGGCGUAGGCUUUAGGCAUUUAAUUGUAUAAUGUCAAAUUAUUUAGAUAUGUUUUUAUUUCUUUAGUUUUGACGUUGAUUUUUGCAGUCAUAAUUUAUUAUUCCAAAAUUAUUUCUUUUUAAAAUUGUAAAACAUAUCUAAAUAAUUUAUUUUGGUGUUAGAUAAAGUCGUAAUGGAUGGUUUUAAGCUCGACUAUAUUUUUAUGAUAUAGUACUUAAAAUAUGAUUAGUAUUAAUUUGUGAGAUUGUUUCUGUAACUGUAUAUCUCUGUUAAAACACAUAUUAUGCCUACGUAUCAUUAGCAGAACAUUUCUGUCAUUUAUUCUAACUUGCCUCUAUGUUUAUUGUAAUUAUUUAAUACUGGUAGAUUUUAUUUUGUUAUAAUUUUGAAAACCUAGAGAAAGUUUAUAAUUUUUUAACGAUUAUAAUAAGACGUGCCUUGUAAAGUUUCUGCAAUAUGAAUCAGAGUUUAAUGAUAAUAAUAUCUAAAAGAUCCAAAUAAAUGAAAUGAAACAUCUUAUGUUAAAAGUUUCAAUUAAUUUAAAAGAGACGAGAUAUUUGUAAGACUGUAGAAAAAUAUAAUUUAUUUUAAUGAUAAUAGCAUUUAGUGAAAUACAAUCAUGUUAUUUUUUGUAUUUAGGUUUAUAACUUAAACAAAUUAAUAACAAAAAGUGAAAUAUGAAUCUAUUGUAUUUUAUUAAAUGUGAAAUAUGUAAUUGUCCUAUUAACGAAUUUUAUCCAUGUGAUAAUAGCAAGUAUUACUGUAAAUAUGAAUUAAAUUAGUUAUAAAAAGUUAAUGUUAUUAUAAAGUGUCGUAAGAGUGCGUAAAUUAAUAAAUAUUCUAAAAUAAGCAUGUUAUUGUUGAUUAUUAUUCUAGUUUUUACAUUAUAAUCGUGUUUAUUUUGUUACUGUACUUAAGUUUAUUUUUGUAUUCGACAUCUGUACAAAUAAUUAAUCUCAUUAAUGAAAAAAAAUCCCGUAAUGUUAGUUUUUCGUCUUUUUCUUUAGUUUUUUUUUGUUUAAUGUAGCUCCUAUUAAUGUUCUUAAAUCUGCGUGCAAAUUAUUGUGAUAGAGUAAUGGAUAUUCGUUAUGAAAAAUAUUAAAAAUACCUAUGGUUUUAAUUUUGUUCGAAUUGAGUUAUAAUUUAAAUAAUAGAUAUUAAUACUAUCGUGAUGUUUGACAGUAUUAUGAUAUUUUUGUAAAAUAUUGUGACGUGGACUGCGUAAAAUUAGUAAUUUAAGAAAUCGCCGAAUAUAAACAUGAAAAAUAUAAAAAUAUGAAAUAGA